AUGGCUUCGAAACGCCUUAUGGGUACUCAAGGAGAACAGAAGAAGCUGAUUCAACCGACCGAUCCAUAUCGACUUCCUAUGGGGCAUGCUAAAGUAAGCUUUUUUGGAGAUUUUAUUUUUUUCCGCUUUUAGGUCAUAAGUAAUAUAAAAUGAUGGCUCAAACAAACGGUUUCCAAGAUAAAUUGUAUUUGUAGUUUUUCGUGGAGCCUCUUGGUUUCUUAGUAGCUGUUUUUACACAAAAUGAGGCAGUGUUUCUUUUCGUUUCGCCACUUAUUAUCUUAUCCUUCAGCUAGCCCUCGCAACUCUCGGUUCUUUGUACAUUGGCGGGAAGAUAGCUCAGUUCGGUGUGUAUCUGCUAGAUGAAUACGAGAUCUUCGUUCACAGCGAUGAUGACGACGAUUAG
Bursaphelenchus xylophilus (pine wood nematode) is the source of this 403-nucleotide messenger RNA. Lineage: Eukaryota; Metazoa; Nematoda; Chromadorea; Rhabditida; Aphelenchoididae. The record is from the annotation of a GenBank genome assembly.